This is a messenger RNA of Carassius carassius (crucian carp), 2364 nucleotides long. It is a transcript of the gene ppm1da, whose product is annotated as protein phosphatase, Mg2+/Mn2+ dependent, 1Da. Gene Ontology annotation, biological process: protein dephosphorylation. The transcript has 6 exons. The coding region runs from base 109 to 1635 and encodes 508 amino acids. The record is from RefSeq and is a predicted model, not a curated record. Lineage: Eukaryota; Metazoa; Chordata; Actinopteri; Cypriniformes; Cyprinidae. Gene Ontology annotation, cellular component: nucleus; cytosol. Gene Ontology annotation, molecular function: cation binding; protein serine/threonine phosphatase activity; mitogen-activated protein kinase binding.
CAUGCUCACAACAUCGAAGGUAAACAAAGAGGAAAGCGCGCAACCGGCCUCACUCCUGCCUAAACAUCAAACGCUGCUAUUCUACCGGCCUUUCUGUCCGAUCAAAACAUGGAUGGGAUAUUUUCAUGUCGAGCAAGUAUUUAUUAUGACCAAGGCGGUAGGAAAUACAUGGAGGACUUAGUGACGAUGAAGCAGGAGGAUGAGCCGAGUGAAGAUGAACUGGACGCCGCCGAACGUGGCGAGAUCGCGGCACCAGCACAAGACCAAAACCCCGACGCUUCGAUCCAAGACUCCAUUCCCGGAUCUAUCACUGUAACUUAUGUUCAAGAUGAUGAACCAAGCUCUACUCUUCAGCAGGCGUCGAUGCCCUCCUCUCAUCCGUCCAAAAACGCCCGUCGGCCGCGGGCUGUGGCUAUGUUCGCCGUGUUCGACGGACACGGGGGUCCGGACGCCGCGCGCUUUGCUCGCAGCCAUUUGUGGGACCACAUUAAAAAACAAAGAGGCUUUUGGUCUGAAGACGACGAAGAGGUGUGCGCGGCUCUGCGAAAGGGAUUCAUCUCUUGUCACCAUGCCAUGUGGAAGAAAUUACCGGAAUGGCCAAAGACGGUUACAGGACUUCCCAGCACUUCUGGUACAACCGCAAGUAUUGUUGUAAUACGACGUGAUCGUAUGUAUGUUGCCCAUGUUGGGGACUCGGCAGUGGUGCUGGGGGUGCAGGAUCACCCUUCUGACGAGUUCAUUCGAGCUGUAGAAAUUACACAGGACCACAAACCUGAGCUUCCAAAGGAGAGGGAGAGAAUAGAGGGGCUUGGCGGCAGUGUCAUUAAAAAGUCUGGAGUCAAUAGGGUGGUGUGGAAGAGACCCAGACUCACACACAAUGGACCAGUAAGAAGGAGCACAGUCAUCGAUCAGAUCCCAUUUUUGGCUGUGGCCCGAGCUCUUGGUGACCUCUGGAGUUACGACUUCUACAGCGGAGAGUUUGUAGUGUCACCAGAGCCUGAUACUGCUGUUAUCAAGCUGGAUUUGAAGCAGCACCGUUACGUCAUCUUAGGCAGUGAUGGAUUAUGGAACAUGGUAUCACCACAGGAGGCUGUGUCUAUUUGCCAGGAAAAUGACAGUGCCAAGGCAAAGAACCAAAAGGAAAAUGUUUCAAAUGCUGUUCUGCUCGUAAACCAUGCCUUACUGAGAUGGCGUCAACGCAUGCUCCGUGCUGAUAAUACCAGUGCCAUUGUUAUCUGUUUGGAGCCGUUCGGGACAUCCUCUGAGUGUUUGCCACCUUACGAGACGGUGUAUAAUCUACAAGGACCAAAGUGUGGCUCCGUUCCUAAAUCUUGCACCAACUCUUUGCCCACUCAGGUUCUGCCUUGUAAUGACUCAUUGGAAAAUGAGGUCCCUUGUGACAGAAUGCCUACAGGCAAGCGGGUGCUAGAGGAGGACUCUUCACCUGUGCUGAAGAAACCCCGUCUUAGUUUGUCCCAGUCCCCUCUUAAAGAGUCCUCAUGUACAUCCUCAAAGAUACCGAGUGCACAGUCCUCGGCGAGGAGUGGUGGUGGUGGCGGAAAUGCUCAGAAACAGUCUGAAAAUGUCCAAGCGAUGCUUCAGCAGCAUGGGAAGACUACUGUAUGCGUUUGCUGACAUUCAUGGUCCUAAUACAAUGCAAUCUGUACAUUCAUGCUGGACAGUCAGACUCUGAUAUUAGUUGAUAUAAGCUACUGAGAAACCAAAUCCUGAAGCAAGUAACAAUGUCAAGAAAAAAAAAAUCACUCGCUUCCAUUCACUCAUGUUUUAGUGUAUGUUAGUCUUAUGUUGUUAUACUUUAUAUUUUGCAGACUAAUGAAAAUGUGUUUGAUUUUUAAAUGAGUUCUAGUUUUUCCUCCAAUGUGUGUCCACUGCUCAGUUCUGUUAUGCUUCAGGUCAGUCAGGUAGACAUGAUGGAUCAAAUAGGGAUUUUUGCACUUUAAGUUGAAUUUGUGCAGUCUUUAUGGAAAAUUGGAGGAUUGUGGGGAAAAAAGAAAGAAAGAAAUUCUAUCUUCUGAGAAGAUAUUUCCCUGCAGCUUACAUGUCACCUGUUAUACUUCAUCUUUUUGGUAUCAAUGUUAUUGUUUUACUGAACAAAGAGAAUGGUUCAUCUUUUCUAGUGUUCACUGAUAUCUUAACCCUGUGUCAUAAGGUUUAAUUUUAACAUUGUAUGCAGGCAUGAACUUUAUUAAUUAUGCAUUUUGAAAUUUUAAAGCCUUAUGGUCGUUUUAAUGUUUCCAAGGAUUUCAUUAACAUUGUCUUUUUUUUCCUGUGAUGGGAGAAAUUGUAAUUCUAAACGGAAGGUGCUGCUAUGCUAACAGGUCAAUAAAAAAAUUACAAUAAAAA